Molecule: messenger RNA, 6135 nt
Organism: Sciurus carolinensis (gray squirrel)
Lineage: Eukaryota; Metazoa; Chordata; Mammalia; Rodentia; Sciuridae
Gene: Cdh4
Product: cadherin 4
Exons: 16
Coding region: 121-2865 (914 amino acids)
Biological process (GO): multicellular organism development; cell-cell junction assembly; homophilic cell-cell adhesion
Cellular component (GO): adherens junction; catenin complex; plasma membrane
Molecular function (GO): cadherin binding; calcium ion binding
Source: RefSeq, a predicted model, not a curated record
UCGGGGCUGGCGCGGGCGGAGGCGGCUACCCGGGCGGCGGCGGCGAUCGGAGCGGCGGCGGCGGGGAGCGGGCUCUGGGCGCCAGGCACCGUGCGGGCGCCGGGGCGGCGCGGCGGGAAGAUGACCGCGGGCUCCGGCGUGCUCCUGGUGCUGCUCUCGCUCUCCGGCGCGCUCCGGGCACAAGAGGAUCUUACAGCCAGCGAGACCUGCAAGGCUGGAUUCUCAGAAGAAGGUUACACGGCAUUAAUCUCGCCAAAUAUUCUGCAAGGAGAGAGGCUGCUCAAAGUCGAGUUCAGCAGCUGUCUGGGGAGCCAGGGGAUGCAAUACGAGACCAACAGCCUGGACUUCAAAGUCAGGGCCGACGGGACAGUCUUCGCCACCCGGGAGCUGCGCAUCCCCUCCGAGCAGGUGGCCUUCACAGUGACCGCACGGGACCGCCGGACAGCUGAGCAAUGGGAUGCCGUGGUGCGGCUGCUGGUGGCCCAGACCUGGUCCUUGCACCCUGGACACAAGAGAGGAAAGAAGAAAGACGUGACCCUGGACCCCUCUCAGCCACCGAGGGACACGCUGCGGCCGUGGCCCCAGCACCAGAGCUCCGGAGGACUGAGGCGGCAGAAGCGGGACUGGGUCAUCCCCCCGAUCAAUGUGCCCGAGAACUCGCGCGGGCCCUUCCCGCAGCAACUCGUGAGGAUCCGGUCAGACAAAGACAACGACAUCCCCAUUCGGUACAGCAUCACCGGCGUGGGCGCCGACCAGCCCCCCACGGAGGUCUUCAGCAUCGACUCCAUGUCUGGCCGCAUGUACGUCACCAGGCCCAUGGACCGGGAGGAGCGAGCCUCUUACCACCUGCGAGCCCACGCCGUGGACAUGAACGGCAACAAGGUAGAGAACCCCAUCGACCUGUACAUCUACGUCAUCGACAUGAACGACAACCGCCCGGAGUUCCUCAACCAGGUCUACAACGGCUCGGUGGACGAGGGCUCCAAGCCAGGCACCUACGUGAUGACAGUCACGGCCAACGACGCAGACGACAGCGCCACAGCCAACGGCAUGGUGCGGUACCGCAUCGUGACCCAGACCCCUCAGAGCCCGUCCCAGAACAUGUUCACUAUCAACAGUGAGACAGGGGACAUUGUGACGGUGGCCGCAGGCCUGGACCGCGAGAAAGUGCAGCAGUACACGGUCAUCGUCCAGGCCACCGACAUGGAAGGCAAUCUUAACUACGGACUCUCAAACACGGCCACAGCCAUCAUCACGGUGACGGACGUGAACGACAACCCCCCCGAGUUCACCACAAGCACAUUUGCAGGGGAGGUCCCCGAAAACCGGGUGGAAACGGUGGUCGCCAACCUGACCGUGAUGGACCGAGACCAGCCCCACUCUGCAAACUGGAACGCGGUCUACCGCAUCAUCAGCGGAGACCCCUCGGGCCACUUCAGCGUGCGCACGGACCCCGUCACCAACGAGGGCAUGGUCACCGUGGUGAAGGCGGCCGACUACGAGCUGAACAGGGCCUUCAUGCUGACGGUGAUGGUGUCCAACCAGGCGGCCCUGGCCAGCGGGAUCCAGAUGUCCUUCCAGUCCACAGCAGGGGUGACCAUCUCAGUCACUGACGUCAAUGAGGCCCCCUACUUCCCCUCCAACCACAAGCUCAUCCGCCUGGAGGAGGGCGUGCCGGCUGGCACGGCGCUCACCACCUUCUCGGCCGUGGACCCCGACCGCUUCAUGCAGCAGGCGGUGAGGUACUCAAAGCUGUCGGACCCCGCAAACUGGCUGCACAUCAACGCCUCCAACGGUCAGGUCACCACGGCCGCCGUCCUGGACCGCGAGUCCCUCUACAUCAGAAACAACGUCUACGAGGCCACCUUCCUGGCAGCCGACAAUGGGAUGCCCCCGGCCAGCGGCACUGGGACUCUGCAGAUCUACCUCAUCGACAUCAACGACAACGCCCCCGAGCUGCUGCCCACGGAGGCGCAGGUGUGCGAGAAGCCGGGCCUGAGCGCCAUCAACAUCACCGCGGCCGACGCGGACGUGGACCCCAACGUCGGCCCCUACGUCUUCGAGCUGCCCUUCGUCCCGGCCACCGUGCGCAAGAACUGGACCAUCACCCGCCUCAACGGUGACCAUGCCCAGCUGGGCCUGCGCAUCCUGUACCUGGAGGCCGGGGUGUACGACGUCCCCGUCACCGUCACGGACUCCGGGAACCCUCCGCUCUCCAACACGUCCGUCAUCAAAGUCAAGGUGUGCCCGUGCGACGAGAACGGCGACUGCACGGCGGCGGGCGCGGUGGCGGCUGCGGGGCUGGGCACGGGCGCCAUGGUGGCCAUCCUCCUCUGCAUCGUCAUCCUGCUAACCAUGGUCCUGCUGUUCGUGGUGUGGAUGAAGCGGCGGGAGAAGGAGCGGCACACCAAGCAGCUACUCAUCGACCCCGAGGACGACGUGCGGGACAACAUCCUCAAGUACGACGAGGAGGGCGGCGGCGAGGAGGACCAGGACUAUGACCUCAGCCAACUGCAGCAGCCAGAAGCCAUGGAGCACGUGCUGAGCAAGGCCCCUGGAGUGAGGCGGGUGGACGAGCGGCCAGUGGGUGCCGAGCCCCAGUACCCAGUCCGGCCUGUGGUGCCCCACCCAGGUGACAUCGGGGAUUUCAUCACCGAGGGACUCCGCGCGGCUGACAAUGACCCCACGGCGCCCCCCUAUGACUCCCUGCUGGUCUUCGACUACGAGGGGAGCGGCUCCCCCGCGGGCUCCGUCAGCUCCCUGGGCUCCUCCAGCUCCGGGGACCAGGACUACGACUACCUGAACGACUGGGGUCCGCGGUUCAGGAAGCUGGCCGACAUGUACGGAGGCGGCCAGGAGGACUAGCUCCCUCACGCCCAGACCCGAGAGCAGCCGGACCCGGCGAGGACCAAGCCCAGGCAGGCACCGGCUCCUGCAGGGACAGCGGCUCUGCUGUGGAGGUCCCUCCCCAGGUGGAGCUGUCCAGCAGGACCUGUCCCUGUCGUGGCCAGGCCCACCGCCCUCUCAGUCGCCACCUACCGCAAAGGGAGAGCCAGAGGCACCGUCCUGACUUGAACUUCCCAGAACAGAAGCACUGUUUCAAAAACGAAAGUGCCUUUGGUACACGUGUCAGAUCCCCCAACUCAGGAGUGACUGAAAGCGAGCAGACAGCCCGGCCCGGCCCCAGAGGCCCGCAGCCCUGCCGGCUGAAGGCGUCCAGGAAGGGACGGACAAGGCCCUUCUUUGUUUCUUUUAUUUUGGUUUUGGUUUGGGGUUUUGUUUUUGUGUGUGUGCCUGCGUCUCUUACUAAGAAACAGAAGGCGUGUGACUCUUGAAAGUGUAGCUUGGGGCCAGGUCCUAAUAGCCUUUGCGUCCACUGCAGGGGCUUUCCAGCAGCAGAGACCCCAGAGUUGGCCACCCCUUGGCCAUGGCGCCCAACUGUGUGGAUUUCGCUUUCACCCAAGUUGGCAGCUGCCCCACCCCGGCCAGAUGCUGUGGAGAGCUGGGGCGGUGGGCUGCCAGGGCCUGCCCCGGGUGCUCCCACCUCUGCCUUGGCCACCCCAGCACCCCAGUCCCCCAGAAGGCCUCUCUCCGAGCCAGCGGUCAUCCCCCAUGCCACGGGGGUGCCCCUCGCCUUUGGUCCAAGAAGCCACAGCUUCCUGCAAACCCUGGGACAAGCUUUCCACGCAUUGGGUUGAACUCCCCGGACCCCAUCGAAGGCCAGUGAACACGCAUUGGCCCAACCCCUGAACGCCCACGACACUGGCCACCCCAGGGCUGUGCAGAGGACAGAGCCACGCCUGGCCCGUGGCUGGAGUCGCCUGCCUCUCGGUGACAGCUCGGGCUUGGCACCAGCACCGGCUUGUGCAGAUGCGGCAGCUCCCUCCCCCAGCCGUCAGACCUGUGCUCCUGACGCGGGUGAACUGCUGCAGGUGGCCAGCGCAAGGCCUGGCCUUCCUGUGCCAUCUGUCCACAGAUGACUCUGGGCGACACGUGCAGAGAGGACCCUCCUUUCCUGUCCCAGGUCCAAGCUGCCUGGCCAUGGGCCCCCCAGAGCUGGCACUGCUCUGUCCACACGUGGUCUGGUUCAGGCCUGGGGGCUAUCAGUCCUGCAGGACAUCAAUCGAUAAGGUCGUGCCCAAAGACUCCCAGGAGGGGGCAUCUGCCUUUCUCACUGGGCAAGACAGCAGGCCUGGGCCACCUCCAUGUCUGGGCUCAGAGGCACCUCGGGCCAGGGCAGGAGGCAGGCCCUGGGAGGGGUGUCCUGUGCCUGGUCAGCUUCUGGCUCAGCCCAGGCAGUGACACUGUGAGGGUGAGGGAACCAGUGGCCUGGGGACCUGGUGUCAGAGCGCCUCGGGGAGCAGGAGGUCCGAGGAUUGAGGAAGGACAAGGAUGCCCACACUGCUGCUGUGGUCAGGAGAGCCUCAGAAGGCAGGGGAGCCUGGGGGUGCGAGGGGCACCAUGCUCCCCACCUGAAGGGCUCUGAUCCCUUCCUUCCCCAGCCUCUGGUCUUUCCCCUCACUAACAUUGUCCCCUUUUCUAAAUAGCUUUGGCCUCAAGACGCACCUGAGUGGACUCUAUGUGUGCCAAACUUGUGGGUGUGUCCCACUGGACGUCAGGGUUCUUCCCCAAACCAAACUCUUCCCCAUCUCUGUUCUCCCAGAGCUGAGCUGGGUCACAAGCUCAGCUCUGUCCAUUCUGACCUCUCCUGAGACCGUCUGGGGAGGGAGGAGGGAGGGAGCCAUCCUGUCCUGCCUGGAGUCCCUGCCUUUAGACAGCCAGUCCAGGAGAUGGGCCCAUGAAGGAAGGGGUCCCCAGUCCCAAGCCGUGCUAUGCAAAUCGCUCUGGACUAGCAGCCAAUGGGCCCAAGUAUCUAGGGACGUGGCCAUUGGCAGGAGGCAUGGGAGGCCUGGGGGCUAGGGAUGGGAGCUGGACCCUUCUGCUUAUUGUUUGGACACUCCGUCCUUGGACAGCAGUUCUGAGCCGAGUGAGAGUGGGCCGUUUGAAACGUGCAUGCAGUGGGCAGCAGUGAACCCUGAACCCCGAGCUAACCUGGUCCUCUGCCCUAGAAGAGCCAAGCCCGUGGCCUGCUGCGCACGUGUCUCCUGGCUCCACUCCUCACUCCCCUCCUCUCCUCACCUCCAGGCCCCUGCAUCAUGCAGGUGGAGGCUGCAGCACCAGCUGGGGUGGUGUCCACGGGGGCUUCCUGUGACAGCUGGACAGUUCUGCCCCUCCACCCCACAGCCUGGGCAGCCCCUGGGGUCAGAGAAAGAUGGGGUUCCCAUACCAGAUGCACUCGGAGCUCUGUCCCGAGGCCGACGAGUUAGCGUUAGCCAAUGUACAAUCAGCAUCAACGUCUCUCUUCUGUAGCUUGUAGAUGUGACCUGUCUGAGGUCAGCCCUGCCGCAGGGCCCGGGCUGGCCGGCAGGGUGCAGGGCAUGCUUUAGUUUCUUUAGGGCAUUUUUAUUCCAGAGUGGAAGAGGCCUGUGCUACAAGGUGGUGUCAAGAACACCUCGGUCUUGGCCGCCUGUGCAUCCCAUCUCCUGGCCAGCGGGUUUCUUCUUUCUCGUCUUUCCGCACAUCCAAAAUGUUAGGCCUCCACCACCAAGUGUCAGAGUAAUGUCGGGCCCUCAGAGGUGCCUCCGCUUCCCUAGCAAGAGCACAUGGCCCACUGAGGUGACCACUCUGUCCUCUCCGAGGUAAGAAGCCAGGGGAAGGGAAUCUCCAUUUCCAUCAAGCUAAAAGGAAUAACACCAAAAAUCAGCAUCUCCCGUGCACAGAGGCCUGGGCAGCGAGUGGCUCCAGGCGGGCACUACUUGAGUGUGUGUCCUUGGAACGCAUCUUACGUUUUCUUUCUCUCCUUUUUCCAUUCUGACUGUUUUAUUUGUUUGCAUGUUUCUUUCUGAAAAUGGACAGACUGUGUAGCAGCCCGCAUGACCGUGGUUGUCUUGGAAAGAUUCCGGAGUAUGACGUAUUCACACUGCAACGCGGAGCAUCGCCGUAGACAAGUGUUCCGGCUUUUUUUGUAACCGUCAACAGCACAACUAUUUUGUAUUGUUGUUUGUAUCAUUUUGUACCGAAAAAAAAAAAAAAAGAAGAAGAAAAAAAAAAAGGGAAGAAAGUCGAUGUUUUCAA